GCGCUUCCUAGUAGUGAUGUGUACUGUGAUUUAUUCAUUGUUUUAGUGGGUUCUAUAUUAGUGAUCCUUGCUUGCUUGCCCGCGAAUGACAUGUGGAUUGUGGACACGGGCGCCACAUGUGUUGUGUUAUCGAUAUUUUGAUGAUAGUGAGGUGACCUAGAGGUCAUAUAAAUAAAAUAAUUAUACGAUGUUUUACAAGUGUUUCAUGUGCUUUGUGAUUGUGGUGCUGCCUAUAGAAUGUUUGUUCAAAGGAGAAAGUUGCACAGCUGAUAACCGGCCGGGCACUUGCAAGCAGUUGUCAAAAUGUACCCAUUUGGUGAACGAGAUCAAACACUGCGGUACUCCCAUGCCUUCACACAUGAGGGACAAACUGAAGAGGCUGGGAUGUGGCUUCGACUAUGACGAACCACUGGUGUGCUGCGAUCCCAGCGCCAAUAGUGCCAAUACGCAGACACCGUUCACAUCAAGACCCGACGACCGCUGGGGAUCCCACGAGUACGGGAAAGAGGAUCCUUACGACAAGGGUCCUCAUCAUAGUGGAAACCAUAACGACUGGACAACUAAACCGAGCAGUAAUACGUGGGGGUCUGGUGGAAGUGAUACAUGGGGUUCCAGUGGAAGUAACGCAUGGGGUUCCGGUGGAAGUAACUCUUGGGGUUCCGGUGGAAGUAACUCUUGGGGUUCCGGUGGAAAUCAAGAUCCUUAUAAUACUGGAGAAGGUAAGGACCCAUACGCAAACAAUGGCGGGGGAAACAGAGAUGAAAGUAAUAAUAACAAAUGGGAUAGCAAUAAGAAUACUGUUGAUAAUUCAAUAGAAAGGAUACCAGAUGUAAGCUAUCACCGUAACCUCGAUCUUCUGCCACUCGAGUGUGGAGCUAUUGAAGGUGAAAGGAUAUUUGGAGGCAACAGAACCAAGCUCUUUGAAAUGCCCUGGAUGGUUCUAUUAUCUUAUGACUCAGCACGUGGCACCAAAUUGAGUUGUGGAGGGACCUUGAUAACAGAGUGGUACGUCCUUACUGCUGCUCACUGCAUAUCAAACCUUGGAACAAAGCUGAAGCUGCGGUCAGUCAUACUGGGAGAAUACGACGUGCGAAGAGAUCCGGACUGUGAGAGGAUGGAAGGGGAACUGUUUUGCGCGCCUAAAGUUCGAAAUGUUGCCGUAGACACCGUCAUCCCGCAUCCAGAUUACUCUCCUCAGAGGCUGGGAGAUGACAUCGGUCUCAUAAGGUUGGCAGAACCAGCCGACUUUACCUUAGAGAGCAUGAAACCUAUUUGCUUACCAACAUCCCCCGAACUACAGUCUGAGAACCUGGAGGGUGUGAACGGCGUGGUGGCCGGCUGGGGCGCCACAGAGGAUGGGCUGCAGUCGCCGGUGCUUCUUAGCGUGGACCUGCCCAUCAUCUCCAAUAGAGACUGCCAGGCUAUUUAUAAUGGGUCUCCCCGUAUCGACAAGUCACAGCUUUGCGCUGGAGGGAUACGAGACAAGGACUCCUGCGGUGGAGACUCGGGCGGUCCCCUCCUAUACCCUGGCAGGACCAGGGCAGGGGUAGGGGUCCGAUACGUGCAACGAGGGAUCGUGUCUUACGGCUCCAAGCGAUGCGGCCUCGGAGGUUUCCCAGGGGUUUAUACGAGGGUCGCAAAUUAUAUGGAUUGGAUUUUGGACAACAUACGCUGAAGAUAAUAGUGACUAAUUUGUACAGUAGGUUUUAAGUAAAGGCAAACAGUAAAUAGGAAACACAGAAAACCUAAAAGAAGAAGAACAAAAAAUGACAGACAAUUCAAUAAAUUCAAAGAAAAGAGAGACAGAACUCAGAAGAAACACAAAAGAAACGCUUAAAGAAAGAGCAAGAAAAGAAGAAUUAAGGAAAGGAGAGCAUGAUAAAAGGACAAUGAUAAAAUUAAUUGUUUUGCGUUUGACGAGAAAUAAUACAAUCAAACCUAAUACAAGCAAAGAUGCGAUCUAAGCUGGAGUGCGCUUGCGCUUGCCUGGAAGAUGACAUUUUACUAUAGCCUUUAAGGUACCUAUUCAAGUUAUACGUGACAAGAAACACUAACCAGAAAAAAAAAACAGGAUACAUUUAAACAUGGACAAAAACACUAGCAAAACAGACAGGAGAAAACAGACAUUUAAAGAAAGCAAACAUUUAAGAAGGGAGAGAAAAAUACUGAAGACCAAUAUGAAGAAAAGCGAAAAGUGAGCAAACCCCUAAUUAGUGUGGUCAAAGACCUAAUUUUAGAGCAUUUUUCGACUGACGUGUAACUUAUCUACCUCUUGAAAUGUAUUAAAAUAAGCAUUACCUAUUGUCGCC
Messenger RNA from Maniola jurtina (meadow brown), 2309 nucleotides. Its product is annotated as phenoloxidase-activating factor 3-like. The transcript has 8 exons. NCBI's taxonomy places the organism in Eukaryota, Metazoa, Arthropoda, Insecta, Lepidoptera, Nymphalidae. Gene Ontology annotation, biological process: proteolysis. Gene Ontology annotation, molecular function: serine-type endopeptidase activity. The record is from RefSeq and is a predicted model, not a curated record. The coding region runs from base 188 to 1675 and encodes 495 amino acids.